This is a messenger RNA of Callithrix jacchus (white-tufted-ear marmoset), 3319 nucleotides long. RefSeq names its product transmembrane protein 44 (gene TMEM44). NCBI's taxonomy places the organism in Eukaryota, Metazoa, Chordata, Mammalia, Primates, Cebidae. The record is from RefSeq and is a predicted model, not a curated record. Gene Ontology annotation, molecular function: basic amino acid transmembrane transporter activity.
AACAGCCCUGUGUACUUGAACCGUGAGCCAUGCGGCUGGACAGGAGGCGGCUGGUUCCACAGAUAAGCAGUUCCUUGGCUGCCGGGGCUGUGGUCUAGGAUGACAUCCCGAAGCCAGGCUUGGGCGACUGCCUGGGGGCGGACGGUGCCGGGGACAGCUCCAGAAAGGAGAGUGAGAGGCGGAUGUGGGGGUAUUUGUUCUCCGGCAUGUUAGUUCCCUCCUAACUGGCCUUGCACCCCACCCUUUUUAUUGCACCGUGUCCGGUAUCAGGACCAGGCCCCAUUCACCUUGGGAUCCCAGCACCCAGGCGCUUCAGCAGCGCAACUAAUUGCAUUGUUGGCUCGGGAAAGGUGCCGAAUGCCGGAAGGGACGCGGUGCCUUAACAGUGGCCAGCAGGGACCCGGUCCUCCCCGAGCCCAGCCGCCUGCCCUGCUCGGGUCAGGAUGUUGGAGGUGCCUGACCGCUAAGAGGCCCGCGGGGAGCUGGCGCCCGCGGCGGCUGCAGUCUUUGUGCCCGAGCAGCUCCCGGCUCCCACCGCUGGGGGGCGGCCUCCUCCCCGCCGACCCCCGACAAUAGCGCGAGGGGUGGGGAGCGCGCGGUCCCGGAAACUUUUCCCCGGCGCCUUAGCAGCCGCCGCCUGCGUCCGGGAGCGCGCCCUUCUCUGCCCGCGGUCUGUGCGCUCGGCCGGGACCGCUGCGGCAGAACGGAACCCAGAGAACGGGGCUCGGGGCGCCGGCGCUCGCGGCUGCCUGCGGCGGGGGAGGCUGCGCCCAGGUCCCCAGCCCCGCAGAGCGCGCCCAGACGCGCCAUGGGGGAGGCGCCCAGCCCCGCGCCGGCGCUCUGGGAUUGGGACUACCUGGACCGCUGUUUCGCCCGCCACCGCGUCUGCAUCUCCUUCGGCCUGUGGAUCUGCGCCUCCUCCUGCUGGAUCGCCGCCCACACGCUGCUUCUCUAUCUGAGAUGUACAAAGAAAUCCAGACAGGACCAGUCGCCACUGUGUGCUGCGUGCUGCCUCCUGACCAGUCUGUGCGACACUGUGGGGGCUAUUCUGGCCAGACAGCUCACAAUUCAGGUCUUCACGGGUGCCUACCUCGCAGCUAUUGAUUUAGUGAACUUCAUGUUCACCCUCUUCCCAGUCUGUGGAUCCAGAUUCAAGCCUAAUGCAGAUUGGGAAGCCCGAGAGAGGAAGAGGAGGCGGCGGCUUGGGGCGGGCGUGUUUGCCCUGGCCCUGCCACUGAGCCUGGGUCCGUGCUGGGCUCUCUGGGUUGCUGUCCCAAAGGAUUCAGCCACCAUCCGGGGGCCGCAGCGGAAGCUGCUGGCGAACCUGCUGCAGGAAAACCCUGAGAUCCUCGGCUACCUGCUGGGUGGCAUUGCUGCCUUCGGCUCCUGGGCUUCUCGGAUCCCCCCUCUCUCCAGAAUUCCCCUUCUUCUCUCUGUGCAGUGCCGGGGGAAGACAUUUCCCUCCAUCCAUCUAUGGGCCCGGCUCCUGUCGGCACUGGCUGGCCUCCUCUAUGCCUCGGCCAUUGUGGCGCACGACCGGCAGCCUGAGUACCUGCUUCGAGCCACACCCUGGUUCCUGACCUCCCUGGGCCGCGCUGCACUGGACCUCGCUAUUAUUUUCCUUUCGUGUGUGAUGAAGAGCAAGAUGAGACAGGCGUUGGGAUUUGCCACUGAAGCCAGAGAAAGCCCCGACAGCCAAGCCCUUUUGACCUGUGCAGAGAAAGAGGAAGAGGACCAGGAGGCGAGCAACGAGCACAAGAAUUCGGAUUGGGUGCCUCUCACCACACUGUCACACUGCAAGUCACUGAGGACAAUGACAGCAAUCAAUCGCUACAUGGAGCUGACCAUCGAGCCUGUGCAGCAGGCUGCAGUGCCACCAGGCUGCCAGGUGAUGGACAGACGAGCACUGGAGAUUCGUCCCUGCAGGAGCCCCCGUCAUAUCCUCCCGUUCAGGUCAUCCGGGUCCGAGUGUCUUCCAGCAGCUCCUCCGAGGUCCUCUCCAUCAACUCUGACCUGGAGCAGAAGUAUUGGGAGGCCCUAAACUCAGAGCAGUGGGACCCUGAGGAUGUGAACCUUGAAGGGAGCAAAGACAACGUGGAGAUACUCUGAUCCCAGGUGUAGCGGGACUCUGAGGACAGCAGACCUGAGUGCUGAUGAUUAACACCUUUGGAGCCAGCUGACCAGCUCAGAGCCCAGGAUCAGAAAUGUGUUCAGUAAUGCAGCGGGAAUCAAUCUGCACUGACUCCGUGGCAGGAACUGAAGCUGCUGCAGAAGCUGCCCUGGAAAGUGAGGAACCAGGAGCCGCCACUGAGUGUGGCUGGUGGAUGUCAUAGCUCAUAAUGGAGCUAAGACUUUGGGUCCUGUGGACAGACCUGGACAGGGCCGGCAUUUGUUCUGAAGAUUACAAGUUUACAGACAGCGCUUGCGUUGUAAAGAUAAUCCAAAGGACAUUGGACCCGCUUUUCCCUUUAUUCCCUUGAGAUUCGGCCAUAAACUGAAUACCUGCUAAGUUUCAGGAAGAAGUUUUUUUUUCUUUUUUCUUUUUUGAGACAGAGUUUCCCAGGCUGGAGUGCAAUGGUGCAAUCUCGGCUCGCGCAACCUCCGCCUCCCGGGUUCAAGUGAUUCUCCUGCCUCAGCCUCCCAAGUAGCUGGGAUUAUAGGCAUGCACCACCACACCCAGCUAAUUUUGUAUUUUUAGUAGAGACUGGGUUUCUCCAUGUUGGUCAGGCUGGUCUUGAUCUCCUGACCUCAGGUGAUCCGCCUGCCUUGGCCUCCUAGAGUGCUGGGAUUAUAGAUGUGAGCCACUAUACCCAACCAUGAGUUAACCUCACAAAUAGCGAGUAUGUUUGGAUCUCAGCAGAGCCCAUUCUGGAAGAUCUGGCUGAGCCAGAUGAAAGGGGUGGGCCCUGUGCUGGGGGGCCUGGGGCACACACCGGAACCAAGACCUGCCUCCUGCCCCCCAGUCACCCACUUAAGUUAUCUACUGGAAGUUAUAGAUAUGACUGUGUGGCCAGCCAAGUGUUUGUGAGAUCACUGACACUGCAAAACAAAGCAGACUGCACUGGGUACCAGGACUUCCUCCAACCUGGCAAGGUGUGUGCUGAGGUGGGGUUUGCAGGUCAAGGGAACUGUGUGCUUCAGGAACUAACUAAAUGCAUGUGGAGGAUAAGAGGCAUCAUGAGAAGUGUUCAAGCACAGCAAUCCCAUUUGGGGAUGAUUUGGAGACUGCCAUGAGUGAGGGAAGGGCGCAGGGAACGGGGCUAAGGUGGGAGUGAACAUUGGGGUGAAUAAAUUCUUUCUAAAGAAAUUAAAGUGUUUC